This is a messenger RNA of Drosophila melanogaster (fruit fly), 1790 nucleotides long. RefSeq names its product cinnabar (gene cn). The coding region runs from base 39 to 1382 and encodes 447 amino acids. Lineage: Eukaryota; Metazoa; Arthropoda; Insecta; Diptera; Drosophilidae. The transcript has 3 exons. Gene Ontology annotation, molecular function: FAD binding; kynurenine 3-monooxygenase activity; flavin adenine dinucleotide binding. The record is from RefSeq and is marked reviewed. Gene Ontology annotation, cellular component: mitochondrial membrane; membrane; mitochondrion. Gene Ontology annotation, biological process: 'de novo' NAD+ biosynthetic process from L-tryptophan; quinolinate biosynthetic process; L-tryptophan catabolic process.
CAUCUUCAUUUCGCUGCCAACGAGCCAGCAGAACGGUCAUGAGCCCAGGAAUCGUUAGCCAGGAGGUAAACGGCCGCCAGGAGCCAACAGAAGCUGCGAGGGACGAGAGACAUGGACGACGGCGCCGGGUGGCGGUUAUUGGAGCAGGACUUGUGGGUUCUCUGGCAGCCUUGAACUUUGCCCGCAUGGGCAACCACGUGGAUUUGUACGAGUACCGGGAGGAUAUCCGCGAGGCCCUAGUGGUUCAGGGCAGGAGUAUUAACCUGGCUCUUUCGCAGCGUGGCCGUAAGGCGCUGGCCGCCGUGGGUCUGGAGCAAGAGGUGCUGGCCACCGCCAUACCCAUGCGAGGCAGAAUGCUCCACGAUGUGCGAGGAAACUCCAGUGUGGUCCUAUACGAUCCCAUUAACAAUCAAUGCCUGUACUCCGUGGGACGUCGACAGCUGAACGAAGUCCUUUUGAAUGCCUGCGAUAAGCUGCCCAAUAUACGCUGCCACUUCGAGCACAAGCUGACAAGUGCCAAUCUGCGAGAGGGAUCCAUGGAGUUCCGCAAUCCCGCCAAGGAAGCCGUAGCUGCCCAUGCUGAUCUUAUAGUCGGCUGCGAUGGUGCCUUCAGUAGUGUGCGCCAGCACUUGGUCCGUUUGCCGGGCUUCAACUACUCCCAGGAGUACAUAGAAACGGGGUAUCUGGAGCUCUGCAUACCCUCGAAAUCGGGAGACUUCCAGAUGCCUGCCAACUAUCUGCACAUAUGGCCGCGUAACACCUUCAUGAUGAUUGCCCUGCCGAAUCAGGAUAAGUCUUUCACGGUCACGCUGUCCAUGCCCUUUGAGAUCUUCGCUGGCAUUCAGAAUCAAAACGAUCUCCUGGAAUUCUUUAAGCUGAACUUCCGGGACGCACUGCCACUGAUUGGAGAGCAACAGCUCAUAAAGGACUUCUUCAAGACCAGGCCACAGUUUCUGGUGUCCAUCAAGUGCCGGCCGUAUCAUUAUGCGGAUAAGGCACUGAUCCUGGGCGAUGCCGCCCAUGCGAUGGUUCCGUACUACGGCCAGGGUAUGAAUGCUGGAAUGGAGGAUGUCACGCUGCUCACCGACAUUUUGGCCAAGCAGCUGCCACUGGACGAGACGUUGGCCCUGUUCACCGAAUCCCGCUGGCAGGACGCCUUCGCCAUUUGCGACCUGGCCAUGUACAAUUAUGUGGAGAUGCGAGACCUGACCAAACGUUGGACAUUCCGGCUGGACCUACUACUCAAAAGCUCUAAAAGCUUUUCUUCGCCGAAGGUAGAAAGACAUGGAUGGUUUCGAGUAUUUAAAGAGGGGGAGCUUAGUAUGGUCAGAGAGCGAGAGAGACAGCGAGCUGCUCAUUUCCGACUUAAUUGUUGUUGCUAAUUCCGUUUCGCGAACUUUUCGAUGGCACUCUCUAGAAUUGUCGGCGCCUCCGCUUUGCCCACACUCACUACAGUGGAACGUCGACGAGAAUAAGAUUUAUAUGAUAUGCAGUUAAUCACGUACAUAAUCCUCUUACAAAAUGGCGUGUACAUAAAACUUAAGGUAUGAAAACGUAUUUAAACUCUAGAAACUUCCAGAUAGUGACAAACCAUUAUUUACUAAUGUUAAUUAUACAAUGAACGGUGCCGAAUGUCUUGUUUAUGGUUUUGUAUUCAACUAGCGUAAAAUGUAUCGAACGUUAAUAGAGAUUAGACUUUAAGAACGUUGAAAAUUAACCUAUUAAUGGAAUCGAAUAAUAACUCUUAUUUUUCUGAACCCAAUAGCUGUGAAAUAAAAAUAUACAUAUGU